AUGGCACGGGUCCAGCACCACCUGGGCGUCUUGUCCCUCUUGAUACCUCUCAUCGGUAUCACAGCAGGAGCCCUGGAGUGGAACAGUGCUGCCAUCUUCGCUCUCAACAUUGUCGCUAUGAUUCCGCUUGGAUCAUGGAUUAACCGAUCGGUCGAUUCGCUGACCGUAGAUCGCAGCCGAGUUGUUAAUGAAGUGCUGAAAUCGACACUAGGAAAUUCGGUGGAAUUAUUGAUCGGAAUCAAUGCGAUCGCACAAAAGCGACCACACAUCUCCCAGUCCGUGAUACUUGGAAGUGUCCUAAGCAAUUUACUGCUGGUCCUCGGUGGCACCAUUUUUGUCUCAGGUUAUGACCAAAAGCGACUCCGGUUUGAUCGCACCCUCACAACAGUCCUCUCAUCCCUCAUGAUGGUCGUCUUCAUCCUCCUCGCCCUCCCCACCAUAAUGGACGUCUUCCCGUCCGCCAAGGUCACCCCGGAAGACAAGAUCCUCUUGACACAACGCGUAACGGCCAUUAUCCUUGUCGUUCUACUGCUCACGUUCCUUAUUUUCCGCCUUGGCACCCAUGCGGCCAUGUUCGCCAGCACGCCGUUCAGCCAGCGGGAUCAAACCCGCUGCGACCAUCAGUCUCGCCAGAGCCAAACAAUCGAGGCCCAAAUUCCGCGGCCAUAUAUCGGCAAGGGUCCAGCAGCUAUAAUCCUUGCAACUGCGUGCGCUUCUGCGCUCGCGUGCACUUAUUACACAGUCAGCAGUAUGAGCGGGGUUGCUUCGAUCACGGGUAUGAACCAAGCUUUCCUUGCCGUGACGCUUGUUCCUCUGCUCGGGAACUCGGUCAAGUACCGGUCCAUUGUGGUGGGGUCCCGGUCUUACAAUCAGAUUGAGCUUGGGAUCAGGGCGGUUAUUAACAAUGUGUUGCGGGUCACGAUGCUUAUUGCUCCGCUGCUGGUUCUCCUUGGUUGGGCUUUUGACCAGCCGCUUAUUCUUAGAUUUGAUGGGUUUGAGGCUACGACUCUUUUGCUUGGUGUUGUAGUUAUGACUUAUCUUAUUUCUGAUGGGCGGAGUAAUUACUUCGAGGGAUUGAUGUUGAUUGGAACGUGA
Penicillium egyptiacum is the source of this 1095-nucleotide messenger RNA. NCBI's taxonomy places the organism in Eukaryota, Fungi, Ascomycota, Eurotiomycetes, Eurotiales, Aspergillaceae. The record is from the annotation of a GenBank genome assembly.